This is a messenger RNA of Brachypodium distachyon (stiff brome), 1837 nucleotides long. Its product is annotated as F-box protein At5g07610. The record is from RefSeq and is a predicted model, not a curated record. The coding region runs from base 169 to 1314 and encodes 381 amino acids. Lineage: Eukaryota; Viridiplantae; Streptophyta; Magnoliopsida; Poales; Poaceae. Gene Ontology annotation, molecular function: protein binding. The transcript has a single exon.
UCAACAACAACAAAAAUAUAUCCAGUGCCGGUAGGUUUCGCUCACAUCCUCCUCGCUCGUCGCUCCAUGCCGCCGCCGGCCGCCGCUAUCCUCCGCCGCGGCGUCUACCCUCGCGGAUAGCUUUCCUCCUCCUCCUCCAUCGAUCCGUUCGUUUCUCCCCACAGCGGGAUGGCGGUCGAGCGACUCACCGACGACAUCCUGAUCGAGAUCCUCUCGCGCGUCCCGGCCAAGUCGCUCUGCCGCUUCAAGUGCGUCUCCAGGCACUGGCUGAGCCUCACAACCGAUCCCCACCACCGCAAGAAGCUCCCCCAAAACCUCGCCGGCUUCUUCAACAGCAGGGACAUUGAGGAGGAGCCCAUCCUGGUCCUGGAUUUAGUUCUGCACUUCACACGUGCCCCGGGAUGCCGCCGCUGCCCUCUGAUGCACCCUGUCUUGGGCUUCCUGCCCUGCCGCAUGUGGGUCGGGAUCUUGGACUGCUGCAACGGCCUCCUCCUCUGCCGCCGGUAUGACAUCUUAACCUACGGCGGCGAGUACAGUUACCUUGUAUGCAAUCCGGCCACGGAGAAGUGGGUCCAGUUGCCGGACUCUGGCCAGUCCAACAUGAUGGGUAUUGCACGUCUGGGCUUUGAACCGGGCGUGUCGUUACACUUCUAUGUGUUUGAGUUGGAGCAGGACCGUCGCCGGGGCUCCAGCCUCACUAGAGUUGCUGUGUAUUCGUCGGAAACCGGAAGAUGGAUUCAUAAGUACAAGGGAUGGAACCAAGGCACCAGUUUCCGUGAUCAUCGGUCGGCAACUGUCUUUCUUAACGGCUAUCUGCAUUUUGACACCUCUGACAGUGAGCAGUCCCGAUGUCUGGCUGCGGUGGAUACCAAGGGGGAAACGUGGAAACAUUUCAGUGUCCCUGCAGGUGGUCUGAGGAAAGGUUAUAUUAAUCAGUCACAGGGCUGCUUGCAUUAUGCUAAUUUUCAGAGAGGUGAAGAUGAUGAUGAUGAUGAUGAUGAUGCUGUUCGAUUGGUAGUUUAUAUUCUCGAGAACUAUGGCAGCAAAGAGUGGACAUUGAAGCAUAGUGUGGAAAGUUCAUACGUAUUUGGGGGGAUACCUGUUGACAUUGAUAGAGGUUUUGAUUGGAUUGCGAUUCAUCCAAACUGUAACUCGAUCUUCUUCACUCUGGGACAACGGGAUACCACAUUCAUGUGCUAUAACAUGGAUCUUCGGCAAGCCAAAGUGAUCCCAUUCCCUGCUCAUAGAGAUGACCGGCCACCGUAUCUGCCAUAUGUGCCCGUCUACUCAGAGUUACAACCUUUGCACACUUGACAUCAGUACUAAACUGCUGGUGCCUUUAUAAGGUGUUGAUCUUCGACAGGACUCCAUUGUUCAUGCGUAUGAGUAGCGGGGUUUAGUAUGUGUGCUUCAAUUUGGUUCUAAUUUUGUCUACCUGGAAUGCUGGUUCAUUAAGGAAGCAACUUGGCUGAUUUCUCUUAAAGUGCAUACCGAUAGUACCUCCACGUGCUCCCUUAGCUUCACGGACUGUUUGAGCGAAGGUACCAUGACUAUUUAGCAAGAGACAUGAUCAAGGAUUACCAUACAGAUUAUACUUAUAUCUUCUAUUUUUAGUCGGGGAAAGGAGAAGCAUCUCAUUGUCGGAGACCAAGUAAACUUUCUUUAUUAUGUGCUUUUCCAAUGCUGAAACACUUUGAUGAAUACAGUGUCACUUCCUAAUUUGCUGUGAGUUACUUCUGGCGUGUUUUAAAUAGGAAAUGUUGUUAGCAGAACAUCAGCAAGCCUUUUUUAUUUUUGAAGGUAAAGCGGAAGUAAUAAGACCCAACAGUUUCUUGGA